ACAGACCAAAGACUAACAUUUUAAAAACUGACUACACAGUCUGCACCUUUUUGAGCUUCUCUUCAUCAUGGCAGGAUCAGAUGAAAUCAACAUUUUCCUGCUGGGAAAAACUGGUAUUGGGAAGAGCAGCCUGGGAAAUACCAUCCUGGGAGACAGUCUGUUUAAAGAAAAAUCAUCUCCUACAUCUGAAACAGAUAUGGGCCAAGCAGAAAGAAAAUACAUCAAUGGGGUACCUAUCAAAGUGAUCGACACUCCUGGCUUCGUUGGCAACACCAUGGAUGAAGAAAGGCUAAAGCGUGAGAUAAUACACAGUGUCAAACUGUGUGAAGGCAAGAUUGAUGCCAUUCUUAUUGUGCUGAGAGUGGAUCGAUACACAGACCAGGAGAAGGAAAUCAUCAAGCAAAUAGAGCAGUGUUUCUCAGAGGAGGCUCUGAAACGCGCUGUGGUUGUGUUUACGCAUGGAGACCAACUGGAAGAUGGGAUGACAAUUGAGGAUUUUGUUGAAAAGGAUUCUGAUCUGAAAAAGUUUGUAGAGAGGUGUGGUGGCAGAUGCCACGUUCUUGAUAGCAAAUACUGGAAAGAAAAGCAGGAAGGUUACAGGAGCAACAAGUUUCAGGUGGAGCAGCUUCUCAACACAAUAAAAACAAUUAAAAACAGCCAGGGCUCCUACACCAAUCAGCUUCUUGAGUUAGUGGGGGAAGAAGGAGGCAAUGGGGGUAAGGGGCCGAAUUCGAUCAUCUUAGCUGGAGUUACAGUGGGAGCAUUACUGGGAGCAAUUUUUGGUGCUUAUAUGGUUGUGCCUUGUGCAGUGGCUUUAGCAGCAAAAGCAGCUGUGGGUGGAGCAGUAAUUGGAGGUGCAGUAGGGGGAGCUGUAGCUACAGUUGGGUAUAUUAUUAAGAUAGGAGGUAUUUCACUGUAUAUAACCGAAAAUAAAAAAAAAUGUUGAGGGGUCCAAUAAAAGAAACCUACAACUGCAAGAUACAGAGUACAGGAGAUAUAAUUUUAAUGUUUUAGUCAUUUGUCUUCAUGGAGAUCUAUAGCUGUAGAUAAAGAACAAAAGUUAAACCAAACAAAACUUGAGAAAAAAGCAGUAAUAUCAAUGUGUAAUUCUCAUUUUAUUAUUUUUGAAGUGUUUGUGUAUGAGUUUGAUACAAUGAGGCUCUUUGUUCAUAUUAUUAUUUAGCAUUUGAAGAAGACUGGUUUUAGAACCAUUUUGUUAAAUUUAAAUGUCUUAUCUCUGAUGGGAUGUGGGAUAAAAAAAAUGAUUUUGCUCAAACCAUGAGUAACUAAUUUUAAGACCUUCAGUUUAAGAUAGAAAACUUUGUCUGAGUCAGAACAGGACUGAGCACGUGAGCUGUGGCUUCUAUGAUGUUCUUGUUCUUAUCUUUGCAAAGACCAAAUAAAGUACAAACUAAAUGAUCA
Molecule: messenger RNA, 1422 nt
Organism: Cyprinodon tularosa
Lineage: Eukaryota; Metazoa; Chordata; Actinopteri; Cyprinodontiformes; Cyprinodontidae
Product: immune-associated nucleotide-binding protein 13-like
Exons: 2
Coding region: 68-946 (292 amino acids)
Molecular function (GO): GTP binding
Source: RefSeq, a predicted model, not a curated record